AGGGGAAGAUGGCGGCUGCUCCUUUGGAGGAGAGGGAUUGAGAGGGGAGGAGGGAAGAGGCUAGAUGCGAGAGACCUUCCCGGCGGUGGAGACGAACUCUUCGCUCGCCAUUCAUUAGGAGCUUUGCUCAGCGCCGGAGGUGUCCUAGAACGAAAACUUCAUCAUGGCUACAGAGAUUGGUUCUCCUCCUCGUUUUUUCCAUAUGCCAAGGUUCCAACACCAAGCACCUCGACAACUCUUUUAUAAGCGACCUGAUUUUGCCCAGCAGCAAGCAAUGCAACAGCUUACUUUUGAUGGAAAACGGAUGAGGAAAGCAGUAAACCGAAAAACCAUAGACUAUAAUCCAUCUGUAAUUAAGUAUUUGGAGAAUAGAAUAUGGCAAAGAGACCAGAGAGACAUGCGGGCAGUUCAGCCUGACGCAGGUUAUUAUAAUGAUCUGGUCCCACCUAUAGGGAUGUUGAAUAAUCCUAUGAAUGCAGUAACAACAAAAUUUGUUCGAACAUCAACAAAUAAAGUAAAGUGUCCCGUAUUUGUUGUUAGGUGGACUCCAGAAGGAAGACGUUUGGUCACUGGAGCUUCUAGUGGAGAGUUCACUUUGUGGAAUGGACUCACCUUCAAUUUUGAAACAAUAUUACAGGCUCAUGAUAGCCCAGUGAGGGCCAUGACUUGGUCACAUAAUGACAUGUGGAUGUUGACAGCAGACCAUGGAGGAUAUGUGAAAUAUUGGCAGUCGAACAUGAACAACGUCAAGAUGUUCCAGGCACAUAAGGAGGCGAUUAGAGAGGCCAGUUUCUCACCCACGGAUAAUAAAUUUGCUACAUGCUCUGAUGACGGCACUGUUAGAAUCUGGGACUUUCUUCGUUGCCAUGAGGAAAGAAUUCUCCGAGUAAUCUCUACACCCAGUGUGGGGCUUCAACUCAUGACUCCGAGAUCAAGAGUCACAUGCUCUUCCAGCUGAGACAGCCAGGUGCCCCCAAGUCUCUUAAAGGCCUCUUACAGUCUGCUGUGUAUUUAGGGUUUCGUUUGUUUCUGCUCUGGUUUAUUCUUCAGUAAUAAGCCCACUUAUUUUUUGAGAAUGCUCACACUUGGCUUGAAGCUUUUUGAAAUUUUAAUAAAAUUAGUGGUCUUGGGAAAUAAGUGCCUCCACUGUAAACCUUUGAAAGUAAAGGAGGGGGCUUGUAUACACCAUUUCAUUUAGUACUAAAAUCAUGAUUUAUUUUAAGACAUAAUUUCUUUUUCAUGUCAGUGACCUUUAGAAAUAAAAUAAAUAGAAAUAAAGCAAUUUCCAUUACUUCCCUCCUGGCAUUUUUCCUACUUACAUCAUUUCUCUAUAUCUUAAAAAAUAGUAUGUAUUUAAAUUUUUAAUCAUGUAUUUGAAGCUUAAGAUAAUACAUGGCAGUGGGGGAUUUAGAGGUAAGUGAUUGAGUAAAAGGACUGAAAGACACUUGAGUUAAACCUGGUAUUUUUCCUAUAGGUUUCUUUCUCCCUAGAAAGGAGUUAAUAUUCUUUAAAAAAGAGAAACUGCAGAGAAUCGUCAAACAUCUACUCCAUACAUAUAAAAGUAAGUCUCUGUGUUGGAGACUGCAUUAUCUUAGUCUAGUGGAAUCCAUAGUUAUAGCAAAAGUAUUAUCUGUCUUUCUUAGUUACUUAAAACAUUGUCAAAGUCAUUCAGGCAAUGACGGCCCCCAUUAUCGAUUUUCCAGUUCUGAGAGAGACACGGCAUGAGAUCAAGUCUAAAACUUGGUUUGGAUGUUGGUCAUUGGAACUCAAUGUUCUUUUCUCAGAGGUCAUUUGAAAACUGAAAUUUAGCAAAAUCUUAAGUCUUACUUUGUGGAAGUAGUUUUAAAUCGAGCCAUUUUCUGCUUUCCUGUAUUCUGUUCAUAGUAGGAAGAGCUCUUGCUGGAUAACUGACUGGAAAUAUCUGUCCUCAUGGUGGAAUUUUUCAGGGCAGAGAUUGAAUCAAAAUAAGAGCAUUUGUUGACUGUUCAAAAUGUGUGCCAGGCAUGAUGAUAAGUUAUAUAGCUCUCAUUUAAUUCCUGAAACAACCCAAUAAUUGAGUAUUAACACUUAAAAAUAUUAAGGCUUAGCAAGGGUUAAGUAAAUUACAUAAGGCUGUAACUGGUGACAUCUGAUGUUUGAACAGGUCAGGUUUACUGCAGGUUUUUAAAAAAAUGUUUAUUUAUUUUAAGAGAGGGGGAGAGAGAGAGAGAGAGAGAGAGGGAGGGAGGGAGAGGGAGGUAAUUCUAGGCAGGCUCUGUGCUGUCAGUGCAGAGGUAGGGCUCGAUCCCACGAACUGGGAGAUCAUGACCUGAGCCAAAAUCAAGAGUCGGAUGCUCAACUGACUGAGCCACCCAGGUGCCCCUACUCCAUAUUUUUUACCAGUAACUGCUGUAUAAUGUAUGAGCACUAAACAAUGUACCAAUAUGAAUUAAAGUAUAUUUAAUAUAUCCUUUCUUUGCUUUCAAAUAAUACUGUUUUGGCACUGUACCUGUGCUUCUACUGGACAAAGCUAAUUUCAUCUUUUCUUCCUAUGGAGGGAAGUCUAGUAGACUAUGUGGAAAUGAGAAUUUUUGUGAUUCUGUCUUGAUGCUGCUCAGAGAGGAGGGCAGAAUUAACCAUUGAUCUCUUUUCCCUAAGAAAACAAUUUUGAUUUUUAAUACAGUGUGCAUGGAUGUAUUUUUUGCUCUCUCAGCUUUUCAUUAUUCAUUCAGUAAAAUACAAGAAGAUGGCAGAUUUUAAUCACCUCAAGGAAAUGCUGGUAUUCUUUAUAAUAUAUUAAGUUUAACUUAAAGCGGUUUGGAUUUUCACAUUUCCUACUAAGUAUUUAUUACUUGGUUUCCACAUUUCUAGAAUGGUAAAUAUUUUUUUCUUUCUGAGAUCUGUGGGAGAAAUUAAAAAAAAUUAUUGUAUGUCUUCAUUUCAUGUUUACCUUUAUAAAGAGGCAUUGACUGGGUAGUGAAUUCUAGAUUCAGAGUCUCCCUCCAGCCCCGCACCCCCAACUUUAGCACUGUCAAGAUCUUGUUCCAGUCUUCUUGGAGCUAGUGUUUUGGUAAGAAGUUUUACUCUGUCUUUAAAAACAAAAUUUUUUAAUGUUUAUUUAUUUUGAGAGAGAGGAGGGGCAGAGAGAGAUGAGAGAGAAACUCAAGCAGGUUCUGCACUGUUAGUGCAGAGUGUGAUGCAGGGCUCAAUCCUGUGAACCAUGAGAUCAUGACUUAGGAGAAAAUUUUAUGGUACUUUGUAGAAUGUCCCUCAAUUGGGAUUUAUCUGAUGUUUUUCUCAUGAUUAGUUGUGGUUUUAUGGGAUUUGAGGGGGAACAUCACAGAGGUCAAGUGCCCUUUUCAUUACCUCAGAGCAAGGAUGUACACUAACAACAUGACCUGAUGACCUUGAUCACGAGGUUGAGGCAGUGUUUGUCAGAAUUGUCCAGUGUAAGGCUACUCUUUCUCUGCCUUCCCUGCUGUGCUCUUUGGAAGGCAGAGUCAUGAAGCACAGCCCACAGUUAAGGUGUGGGAAAUUCCAUUUCACGUCCUUGAGGGUGCAGUAACUACAUAAGUUAUUUGGAAUUUUCAUGCACAAGAGAUUCAGCUCUUCUCCCCACUCUUAUUUGUUUAUUCAGUUAUUUAGGUCAUUGUGGACUCAUAUUUAUUUGAUUGUUUAUACUAUGAUGGAAGCUAAGUAAUAUCACCAGCUCCCAGCUGAGGUUUUGUUUUCUUAUUUCUGCUUUGAAACAGAAAGGGAGAUAAUUAAGAGCCAAUUGGAGUGUUGAUGCCAUCUCGGAUUACGUAUUUAUAGAAAAAGUUCUUAGUAAUAAUAGCUUGAAAUUACAGUCUGCUGGGAAUCAUGUGGUAGACACCUGCCUCCAGCAGUUACUUAGGGGUUUGUGUAACCUUGUUAUGAUACAGGUAAAUUUCUUUUAAGUUUGCCAUUGUUACCUUCCUUAGUGGUAGAUGAAAAGGGUUUAUAGGGAGCCAAAAAUGUGCAAAUAUACACAAGUAGAUACUGGCAAAACUCAAGAGAUUCACAGUACAGUUGAUGUUGGGCAUAACUGUGAUUAUCAUGGGGUUAAUUAAUUACUUCUAGUUUGGUCAGGAUUCCUUAUUGCUUUUGUGUAUCUAAACCUCCAACUUUAAAAAACAGUGACCUUAAUCUGGCCAAUUGAGGGUGAUGAAUCAGUUUACUUUUUAAAUCUUUUUUUCAGAAGGAAAGCUUUCCCCAAAAAUGCCUUAAAGUAUAAUUUAAAAUUACUCUUGUUUUCCUUUUGUGAUUCUGCCUUUUCUUCUUUAUUAGGGGUUUCAGGCAUGGCUUCUUUUCACUUUUGGCCAAGGUGUCUUGUCUACUAGUGGUCGUGACUCUGUUGUUAAUGUGGUACACCAUAGGUGCUACUCUUUCUGGGAGUCUUGGUAUUUCCAGGCCUUCCCAUUAUUCUUUCCAAGAUUUUUUUUUUUUUUUUUUUGGUUUUUAUACUUUCUUUUCUAGUUUUUCAAGUGGUGACUAUAUGCUUCUUUUCGUGAUUCUUUAAGACUAUUACAUCAUCUGUAUAUUAAUACUGAAUUAUGAAUGUGUGCAGAAAUGUUUGCUAGAGAACUUCUGAUCUUACACACACACACACACACACACACACACACACACACACACACACACCAAUGCACACUUUCUUAUAAAGGACUUUGUAGCUGGUUUCUGUCAUGUGUAUGGGACACCAGGUAGCUCCCAUCUCAGACUAAUGGCUCCUGUGCUUUGUGAUACUGGUUGUUAAUAUUUGGGACAGUAAAAUAGCAAUGAGAUUGAAAGAAUAUUUGGUUGCAUUCUUUCCCUUUAGGCUUCUUUGAUGAAUAUUGUCCAAAAUAGCCUUGUAAUUUUAUUUUUUUUUGAAUAUUUUAAAAGAAGAAAAACCAACAAAGAGUUUGCAGGUUGGCAGAAAACAUGAUGCAAUGUUCCUGCUUUUUGAACUGAAGAAUAUAGAGUGUUGACACUCAUUCUUUACACUAUCAGGCAGUGUUUUGGGGGGAAAGUGUAGAGUUUCCUGUUGUAUCAAUCAUUUCUUAAUUGUUUUUCUCCCUUACAUAAUCCACAAGAUUUUUCUAAAUACAGUCUUUUAAAUUGACUCAGGGAAGCUGUGCUUUUCCUCUGUUACACCCUUCCCCCACAUUAUUGUGUAAGUUCAGUAGCAGUCUGACAUGUAAGUUUUAGCAAACUUAUACCUGUAUAUGUUUUUAUUGGGCUCAGAAAUCAUUUAUAUGUCAUAUAUUCAUAAAACAUUUCACUUUGAUGCCAGAAGUAGCUACCUGGCAUUAAUCUUAUGACAUGUAUGCUUAAUUUCAGUUUUUAACCUACCUGACAAUUUCUUUUAGGUCAGUCUUUCAUGUAAAUACAUGGUACAGAUAAAUAGAAACCAUUUUACUUGCAUAUGCAAAUUAAAUGUGUGACUUAAGUAGGAGAUUGGCAAAUUUAUGAUGUAUCUUACCCCCUUGUUUCAUUUGAAUUUUUAUGCUUGUAUACUGGAUACUCUUCUGACACCAUACAUUUCAGUUUUUUACAACCUGAUAAACACUUUUGUGUUAACACUCAGCUGUGUCAAAUCCUUCCAUUUUGCCAUGCUUAUUUCUGAAUUUUUUAAAAGAAGAGCACAUUACAGACGUGGUGAAAAUCCCUUUACACGCCCUUCUCCAGUGCCCUUCCCCUCUUCCCUCAGAGGUGUCUGCGGUCCUGAAUUUUAGUUCAUCACUGCACACAAUAUAAUAAGCUAGCAUUUCAUAAUUUCCCACAUUCAUCUUCUGGGAGACUUGCGAGUGGUUUGGGAAAAAAAAAAAAAAACCCAUGGUCAGAUUCUCACCUGCAGAUUUGUAAUUUAUAUUGAAAGCAACUCUCAGACAUGGAAAAAAAAAACUUAAUUUUUAAAAUUCAACAUUGCCUGACUCUUUGACCACAGAACAAAAUCCAAGAUUUUGUGCUCUGUUGUUGCUUGGAACAUACUCCUUGAAAACACUGCCUAGAGGUAUAAUGUUUGCAUGAUUGACUUUCCAUUUAAUUCUAUCAGUUUUUACUAAUGUCACUUUCUAGAUUUAGAUGAUGGAAAUACUAAUAGUAUCACUUUCAGUUGACAUUGACAGUUGGAUUGGCUUUAAAAUCAUUUUGCAAAAAAAGGGAGGUAAAAUGUUAAUAAAUUGCCUAUUUAUUGGCCAGCGUACAAGUUAUUUAUGAUGUUUAAUUUUUUAAUGGAGUUCGCUAAUCUAUUGAAUACUAAAAUGUCUGGCUGUGGACCCUGGCAACAAAUACCCUUUGCUUUAAACUGAUCUGUCACAUUUAUGUUCCUGUGGCUGGAAGUAGAUGGAGUUUGUUGUUAUUGUUUGACACAUUUUCUUGAAUAACAGUUCUUCAACUGUUAAUGUAUGAGAUGGUACUUGAAUUCUUUGUUUGCUUUUUUUCUUCCUGUAUUAGAAAAUCUUGGUGCUUUUUGUAAGUUAUGUGUAAAAGAAAUUUUUCUUAAGAUUUGUUCAUAUACUGGCCUGAUCCAGGAAAAAUAAAAUGGGAAAAUGGACACUAUUUUUGACCUUCAAAUAAAAAUACUGGUUUUCAGACUGUUCACCGAGCCUUGGGGUCAUAUGCAUUGUCUUAAGGCAGGACUAUUUACCUGUGUGGGAUGACAGAUGCCUUAGGAUCUGGUGAGGCUGUGGAGGAGAGAUGAGGUUCUUGAAUACACAGAGGCACACAGUUUACAUACAAUAUCACAGAAGCCAGGGAACCUCCUCUUCUAAAGGAAGAGUCUACAAACAGACCUCAUUCCCCUACUGGCUUCUGUCACUGAACUACAUGUUAUGGUUCUGAGAUAGGAAAUAAACAGAAAAGCCUCCACUUUCUACAAAAGUGCAUCUGGGACUGUUCAUCAAAUAUCUAAUGACUAAACCAUCUGUCCUGUUAUUCUUAGAGUUUUAGGUUUUAUUAAGAAGUCUCUGCAUUUUAUUUCUAGGAUCUGUCCUAAGAAAAACACAUCAAGUUAGGAAAAAUUGUUUUGCAUUCUGCAUCUUGCUAUUUUAGGCAAGUUAUGUAACUUUUUUUUUAAAAGAGAUUUUUCUGUUUUCAUUUGUGGAGAAAAGUCUCUUAAGAACCAUUAGUUUUUGUUAGCUUGAUUUCAGUCUUUAUUCGGCAAACAUUUUAUUCUAAGUAUUAACUUUGUUGAAAGUUAUUGUACCUGAAUUAUAUGAUUCUACAAAUAUUUCCCCAGUGUUCAGUCCUCAUUUUGUUUGGUGAUCACAUACAUAUUUUAGAGAUUGAGCAUCCAAAGUAGGAGCCCAAUAAAUGUUGCUAUUGUGCACACUUAUUUUGAAUUAAUGAACAAGGGAAAGCACACAAAUGAGCGUGUGAAGGAAUGAUCACGUAUAAUAAGUAAAAUUGUUGUUUUCUUCCUAUUUGGCAUAAAUUCUAGUGUACAACUUACGGCUAUUUUUUGCAAAUAAUUAUUUUGAAGAAGUAAGUUAAACAAGUGUGGUGUGUCAGACUCCAGUUCAUCCACAAAGCAGUACCACCUAGCUCCUAAAAGAUGCUAAUUCUGUCACUGUUCAUUUAGCUAGGACCGGAAGAGAGUGUUAGCUAGCUAAGAAAUGAUGCAGAAUUCGUUCCCCGCAAAGCUUAAUCUCUAAAGGUAACCUAGUAUUGUUAAGUUAGUUUAUAAUUUCUUUGGGUGGAGUUAGGUCAUGGUUGCCAUGUUCCUUUCUUUUUCUUUUCUUUCCCCUGUCCCCCACAUCCCUUUAUUCUUAAUAAGACUCCCUGGUCUCCAGAAUCCAUCUGAUUACUUCUCAGGUAGUUAAAAGAAGCAAUUCUCAUUUAUGUAUUUAUUUUUAAAUUUUACCCUUCGAUUCUGUUCUUCUGUCAUUCUGAGACAUGGAAAGGUGUACAGAAGUUGGUCUACUGCAGUCUCCUCAGUUACAUGUGACUGAUGGUGAAACAAGAGGAACCUUUUUGACCCUUGUCCAAUGCAGGGGUUAGGGACCUGGAUACCUCCGCUGCAAACUCCAUGUGUAACUUUUGAUUCCCUUAAAAUAAUUUAGCUGCUCAUAACCUACUGUCGAUGGGAAAGCCUUACUGAUAACAUAAACAGUUGAUAAAUACAUAUUUUAUACGUCAUAUGUAUUAUAUGUUGUAUUCUUAGAAUAAAGUAAGCUAGAGGGAAAAAAUGUUACCAAGAAAAUCAUAAGGAAUAGAAAAUACAUUUACAGUACAGUGCUGUAUUUAUCAAAAAAACAUGUGCAUGUAAGUAGACCUGUGCAGUUCAAUCCCCUGUUAAAGGGUCAGCUGUAUUUUGCCACUUCAUUUGGAUGUUCUAUAUAGUAAGGUGAAGGGAAGAUAGGGAUGGUAAGGAAAUCCAGGCCACCUCUGGACACUGCCUUACCCCUUUUAGGCCUCAGCUUUAUCUUAAUGUAACAAUUUCAGCACUGGAUAACUUUGCAGGUCUUCCCUGGCUCUAGUAUCAAUUGAAGAUACUUCUUUUGUUGUUCAUUAUGUAACAGUGAAUAAAAAUGAUACCAUUAUGGGAACUUAAGGAGGAACUUUCUUUAAAAUGGCUAAUUACAGUCUAAACUUGUGUUGUCCAAUAGGAAUUUUUGUGAUGAUGGAACUAUUCCAUGUCUGUAUUGUCCAGUAUGCUAGCCAAUAGUUCCAUGUGGCUGUCAAGCACUUGAAAAGUCACUAGUGUGACUGAAGAACCUACAUUUUUACUUUGAUUAACACAAAUUUAAGUAGCCGUGUGGCUGAUAAGUUUUACUGUAUUGGACAGUGCAGGUUAAAUUCUUAAGUAUCUGUAAGUAUUUAAGGGAUUCCACACAUAGAUUUAUUAUGACAGUCUUGUUCUUUAUGUAAUGAUUUGCAACUGGAAUCUCUUAGUUUUAGAAUUAGCAAUUGCAGCUCCAACUUUGAAUAUUAAUCUUUCUUCCAGCAUAUCCUCCCUUUCUAAUUGCAGUCAAGUGUGGGUAGAGGUACUGUGACCUUUCCCAGGGAUCCUGGAAUCUUUGCUUGGUAACCAUGCACCUAUAUUGCUGGCUCUUUAAAGCUCUUCUCCUAUGGAAGACUGUAUGUGUUUACCACAGUCUACCUGUAGACCCCUGUCAGAUCCCUGCAAGGCUACACCUUGCCCUGUGUUAGGCUUUGUAGUACCUGGAGCGGGUUUGAUGUUGAAUUUUAUCUUCAUAUUUUCAGGCUUGAUUCUGAAAAGUUACAAUUAAGGGCCACUUUAAAAAUUGCUUGGUGUUCCAUUGGCAAGAAGUUUUUAGUCCUAGAGCUUGAGCCAUUAGCAAGAUGUUAGUUCUAAAAUAUCUCGGUCACUGGUUUGUAAAAACAGUUAUCACUUGAAUAAAUUUUCAAUUCCAUCUGUGUUAAUUGCUUCAGCAUUGCAAAUACUAAUUACGUUCGUGAAGUUUCCAUAUUUGGGGAUCACAAAGAAUUUUGAAUGGUUCUAUCCUGAAAUUCUGGACCUUUCAAAUGAUAAAAAUUAGUAUAGAGACAUUCUUUUGGGUUAAUGGUUACAGUUGAUAAGCUGUGUGUUUGGGCUUCAAUCAUUUUUCUGUGAGAGAAUAAUUUAUAUAAAAUUAAGCUUCUAUAUAUAGCACCCAGCUCACAAAACCUGAAAUAUACAACUUCAUUCAUUCAUACUGAGUCUGAGAGCUAUCCGAAAAAGUGCAUCCCCACUGAGGUUCUGAAGCACAUCUUCCUGGGACUGCAAGCACUGGUUAGUUCUGUAUUGAGUGACAAAGGCACUAAUUAGUAUCAGUCAUUUCUUAAGAUUUGAAUAGAAGGAGACCAAAGGCAGUUGCCAUUAAGUAAAGUAAUAAAAGAACAUGUUAAAAACUUCAGGCAGUACAAGAGUAAAUGCCUACUUAUUCCCAUAGCAUUUCUUUUCCCUAAAAAACUAUUAUCAGCUACGUUUUCUUUUGUACAAAUUGGAUGAAAUUACACUUUGCUUUUCUGCUUAUAUUUUUUUAAAAGUCAGGCUUAUUGAGGUCUAAAUUACACAUGGUAACAUUCACCCUUGCUAGGUAUUCAGUUCUAUGAAUUUUGACAUAUACCAUAAUGAAGAUAUGUAACAUUUCAGUCCCUUCAAAAUGUUCCUUUCCUUUGCUUCAUUGUAACCACCACCAUAAUCAAGAUAUAGAACAUUUCCUUCACCCCCAAAACGUUCCCUCAUCUUGCCUCAGUUUAACAGCUGUACUGUUUUCAGUUACAUGGAUUUACCUUAAUUUUCCUAAGUAACCCCUCAUUGAUGGAUGUUUGGGUUGUUUCCAGUCUUGGGAAUCAAACAAGGAACAAUAAAUAUGUUUGUAAAAUUUUGGUGUGAUUUUACAACUACAGACACAGGUAAAUUUCUAGGAGAAUUAAGGCUAUAACAUUUUUUUAAAUUUAAUUUUUUAUUUUUUUAAAUUUACAUCCAAAUUAGCAUAUAGUGCAACAAUGAUUUCAGAAGUAGAUUCCUUAGUGCCCCUUACCCAUUUAGCCCAUCCCCCCUCCCACAACCCCUCCCGUAACCCUCAGUUUGUUCUCCAUAUUUAUGAGUCUCUUCUGUUUUGUCCCCCUCCCUGUUUUUAUAUUAUUUUUGUUUCCCUUCCCUUAUGUUCAUCUGUUUUGUCUCUUAAAGUCCUCAUAUGAGUGAAGUCAUACGAUUUUUGUCUUUUUCUGACUAAUUUCACUUAGCAUAAUACUUUCUAGUUCCAAGCAUGUAGUUACAAAUGGCAAGAUUUCAUUCUUUUUGAUUGCCAAGUAAUAUUCCACUGUAUAUAUGUACCACAUUUUCUUUAUCCAUUCAUCAAUCAAUGGACAUUUGGGCUCUUUGCAUGCUUUGGCUAUUGUUGAUAGUGCUGCUAUAAAUAUUGGGGUGCAUGUGUCCCUUUAAAACAGCACACCUGUAUCCCUUGGAUAAAUGCCUAGUAGUGCAAUUGCUGGGCCAUAGGGUAAUUCUAUUUUUAGUUUUUUGAAACAGUUCCAUACUGUUUUCCAGAGUGGCUGCACCAGCUUGCAUUCCCAAGCCUGUAACAUUUUGAUAGAUUUGACCAAAUGGCCUCUCCCAAAAUUGUACCAGUUUACUUUCUGACCAGUAAUGGAUGACAGUGCCUAUUCUCUUAUUGCUGGGGUCACCAAAUUUAAUUUUUGUUACUCUGAUAGAAAAAUACUGCCUAGCAAAGUAACUUGCAUUCAGUGGUGGUUUUUUUUCCUCAUUUUAAAAACAUCAGAAAGUUACCCACACACAAAAAUCUAACCUAUGUGAUUUAUGGUUAAAACCACACUGUAACAUUAGAGGAAAUAUGAACACUUCACCUUUGUUUCUGUGAUCUCAAUAUAGUUUUCAUUUGCUGCUUAUUCAUAUUUCUGUACUUACACAUGAACAUUUUCAUAAUCACCCCUGUGGUAUAUGCACCAUUUAUACAUAUGUUAUUUUGCUUGCUAAUUUAAAAUUCACUUUAUUUCACGAGCAUUUUCCUUUGUUCCUAGAAUCCUUAUUUUAAUAGUUGUAUGUUCUUUUUUUUGGCCAUGACACAGUUCGCUUAAUUAUCCCACCUCUAAAAUUUGUUCACACAUUUUCACUACUUUCAACAAGGUUUCAAAUGCCAUCUCUUAAAUAUAAAAGUUAAAAAAAACCUUUAGAUUAUUUUCUUAGGAUAAAUUUCUAUUAGUCUCCUUGUUCUGGAUCUAAUUGUGUCAACACUGACAUGAGAGGGUACAAUUUUAUCAUUUGAAAGCAUUUUUGUCACUUCAUUGGAAAUUCAGUAACAUUUUUUUACUGAAGAAGGAAGCGGUUGCAGAUCAGUGUGCUUCUGCGCCAGGGUUAAGCUAUUUAUUUUUCCUCCUUUGCAUUUGAAAAAAUUGUAACAAUGAUACGUGCUACUUGCAACCAUUUCGUAUCCACUUUCCAGAGGUAAUCAGUCUACUGCUAUUUAGUAAAUUAAAAAUUUUAGUUGAUUUUUUUCUCAAUAGAUGAUUCAUGUGUUUCAGUAUUUAAAAAGUACCAAACAAUAUACAGUGAAGUCUCCUUACUCAGUUCCCUCUCUUGGAGGCAAUUAAUGUGAUGAGAUUCUUGUGUUUUCUUUCAGACACAUUUUGUACAUUUUUGAGCAAAUGUUUGUGUGCGCUCUGUGUGUGUGUCUUUUUAAGCUACAAAUGUUAUUAGCAUGGUGCACAUAUUAUUUUGUACAUAUUUUCUUAGGUAACUUUUAUUUGUGUUUAAUAAAAAAAAUAGAUGACAUGUGCAUAUAGUUAAAAAUAAAAUAAUGUAAAGACUUGGA
Messenger RNA from Neofelis nebulosa (Clouded leopard), 12263 nucleotides. It is a transcript of the gene WDR33, whose product is annotated as WD repeat domain 33. Gene Ontology annotation, molecular function: protein binding. The record is from RefSeq and is a predicted model, not a curated record. NCBI's taxonomy places the organism in Eukaryota, Metazoa, Chordata, Mammalia, Carnivora, Felidae. Gene Ontology annotation, cellular component: mRNA cleavage and polyadenylation specificity factor complex. The transcript has 8 exons. The coding region runs from base 164 to 958 and encodes 264 amino acids.